This is a messenger RNA of Vombatus ursinus (common wombat), 722 nucleotides long. RefSeq names its product glutaminase kidney isoform, mitochondrial. The coding region runs from base 16 to 654 and encodes 212 amino acids. Gene Ontology annotation, molecular function: glutaminase activity. The transcript is spliced from 10 exons. Gene Ontology annotation, biological process: L-glutamine catabolic process. The record is from RefSeq and is a predicted model, not a curated record. Lineage: Eukaryota; Metazoa; Chordata; Mammalia; Diprotodontia; Vombatidae.
CUGCAACACAGUUCAAUGAAGUUGCAAGGAGUUAAUAAUGCUGAAAAAUUUGACUAUGUGAUGCAAUUUUUGAAUAAGAUGGCUGGUAAUGAAUAUGUUGGAUUCAGUAAUGCCACGUUUCAAUCUGAACGAGAAAGUGGAGAUCGGAAUUUUGCAAUAGGAUAUUACUUAAAGGAGAAAAAGUGUUUUCCAGAAGGUACAGACAUGGUUGGUAUAUUAGACUUCUACUUCCAGUUGUGUUCUAUUGAAGUGACUUGUGAAUCAGCCAGUGUGAUGGCUUCCACAUUAGCUAAUGGUGGUUUCUGCCCAAUUACUGGUGAAAGAGUGCUGAGCCCUGAAGCGGUUCGAAAUACACUAAGUUUGAUGCAUUCUUGUGGCAUGUAUGACUUCUCAGGUCAAUUUGCUUUCCAUGUUGGUCUUCCUGCAAAAUCUGGAGUUGCUGGAGGCAUUCUUUUAGUUGUUCCUAAUGUUAUGGGAAUGAUGUGCUGGUCUCCUCCAUUGGAUAAGAUGGGCAAUAGUGUUAAGGGAAUUCACUUCUGUCAUGAUCUGGUUUCUUUGUGUAAUUUCCAUAACUAUGAUAAUUUGAGACACUUUGCAAAAAAACUUGAUCCUCGAAGAGAAGGUGGUGAUCAGAGGUUUCACAAAGUUACAUAAGAGUAAUGCAAGACAAGAUAGAACCUUCCAUAAGAGCUUGGACCUUUCUUCACUCAAGUGCACUAAUA